This is a messenger RNA of Pseudocercospora fijiensis CIRAD86, 1249 nucleotides long. RefSeq lists its product as uncharacterized. Bases 136 to 981 code for a protein of 281 amino acids. The transcript has 2 exons. NCBI's taxonomy places the organism in Eukaryota, Fungi, Ascomycota, Dothideomycetes, Mycosphaerellales, Mycosphaerellaceae. The record is from RefSeq and is a predicted model, not a curated record.
UCACGACAUGCCUCGCUGUUCGCUUGCCGCUUGCUGAAACCUGGAGCACUGCACAAUAAUGGUCAUCGACCUCGGUAUCCUGUGAUUCUGUCUGCUUCAUCACUGCAACGAUUAGCUUCUCCUGCACUCGGCAAAAUGGUGGCGAAGUCAUUGGAGGAACUACAGUACGAGCUUCUGUCAGCGCCACACUAUCAUGCACACAACAAACGCCUCAUUUCUGCACGAAACACCAACGCUCCGACAUGCGACACCACGAUCGAGGAAAAAGUCCUGUUUCCUAGCUACUCCACAGACAUUGGUCCCAUCUCCACCGACAACAUUCUAGCCGUUCUCCGAGACCAGCUAUGCAACAACACAGCAUGCAACGCGCCGAUCGGCAUCAAGUCUGGUGCCAUGGUCGUUGCCAAAGAUGACGAAUACAGCAAAUGUGAAAUCUCGAUCGGCUUGACAGAUGGCGUGGAAGCAUAUGCAUACCGGCAAGGCAGCCCCGAGGGACAUGCCAAAGACGAAUGCACACAGAGCUUCAACAGCAUGAUCCAAAUCAUCCAGGGUCAAGUAAAAGAAUGCUAUCUUGUCGGAUCCCAACAAAACCACGUCUACCAAGCCGGUUUCCGCGCCUUAAACGCCCACAACGCCAGCGCCCUGCACAUCUCCCAGGGCAAAAUCAUCCAAGACACCCUCGCGUCAGACACCAAAGUGCCAGAAAGCAACUCAACCUCACAAUACCACGACUCCGUCUUCAACGAGAAAAGUUCCCCCGACUCCAAAACUCCCAUCUAUGUCGGCUCCGUCAUAGGCGUCAUCGCCUUAAUCGUCAUCACCGUCACAAGCGUCUGCUGCUACAGAAAGAAGAAAGCCAAGAAGAACAAGCGCCGCCAGAGAAGCGGCAGUCAAGGUAAGAAGAAGAGAGCGACGAAUAUGAGUAGUACUCUUGUCGGUUCGGAGUCGGGAAGGAGUUGGAGGGCUGCUGAACAGGUCUGAAUUGUAUCCUUCUUCUCCCUUCAGUCUUCUGAAUAUAUACAGAUUUGGUUUUGUUUUUUUUUCUCUGUAUUUCAGGCGAGGCAUUUGUGUUGUGGUGGCGUUGGUUAGGGUUUAUUAUAUCCGCUGAUGUUUUAUUUUUCUCGUCAGCAGGUGCCGGCGGCGUUGAGCUUUCGGGUUCGCGAAUUCGGCGGAUCGAGGCUUGGAUUCAUACCAAUACGGCCACUAGCAACAGCAUGACGAGGAGUAGAUAGAGUAUAAGUUCUGCUGG